CGGACGUUAAGAUAAGCACUAACAUUCAUUUAACACAAACGCCCCAUAUACAUGACAAUUAAACUUCAUUCGACUAUCGGCAAGACACUUGACGGAAAUGAACCUUGUAAUCAUUGCCGGGUGCUUGUUCCUUUGCUUCGAUUCAGCAACUGGAACACGGUGCUUAACUUGUACCUCCCUGCCUAGCAGAGUUCCGUGUGUUACCGCUUCAACUUGUUCAACUGCGCAAGAAUGUUAUGCUAAGUACGUGUUGAAACCGGACGGAACGGUUAUGUACGAAUUCGGUUGUCAAGAUAGUCAGACAUGCCCCGGUCAGAUGGGUACCCAUGCUUUAAUUGGCAAGCGUGCGACCGGCGAUACCGAAUUAUGCUAUAAAUGUUGCCAAGGAGAUAUGUGUAAUCAAGGCACACUUUGUACAGGACCCUUAACAACUGGCACGCAUAUCUUGAAUCCCACAACCGUGUCACUUAUCACGGCCACUUCGCCCAAAACAACACAAACAACACCAACGACCACAGGUGGUGAUGUCUGUCUGAACUGUACAGAUUCACCUGUGGCCCGAGAAUGUCUUUACACUAUGACAUGUGCAUCACACGAGAGUUGCUAUGCUGACGCAUUUGAGAAUCCAAAUGGUGACAUCGUUUUCAAUUUGGGCUGUCGGGAUAGACAACUUUGUGGCUCUUCCGGCAAACGCGAAGUGGUGAACCGAUCCAACGGUAACACGCAGCUGUGCGCUCAGUGUUGCUUUGGAAACCUUUGCAACGCUGCCCUCUGUGGACAAACUGGACUGCCCUCUGUUGGUCCCGUGUGUUUCAAGUGUGAUCAGGCCAACACACCAAGCUCGUGCAACACGAUAGCGCUCUGUGGAAGGGAUGACGUAUGCCACGUUGAGAAAACCACUAGUUCGCUAACCCACGCUUCGCUAUACAAGUCAGGAUGUCUACACAAAACCAUUUGUGAUAGACACGCUCAAUUCCUAAGUUUGAUCGGAAGGAAGCGAUAUGACAACACAGUUAUGCCAGGGAACGACUUGCAGAUACAGUGUUGUGACUCUAACCUGUGUAAUCAUGGAAAUGGCAGUAGCGCUUCCGGUAGCGCAUCGACGACUGGAGCAGUGGCGCCAACACAUAGCUCACUCUCAGCACAACAAAGCAUUUGCUCCACUAAUCCUUGUAUCCAUGGUAGCUGUUUCUCAGCAUCAACUGACUACUUUUGUCAGUGUGAACAAGAUUGGCAGGGCAAAAAUUUCGAUCAACACCAAGGCCCAUGCACCGGAAGCCCGUGUGUCCAUGGCAGAUGUUUUGAAAGCAGCACCGACUACGCUUGUCAAUGUGAGAAUGGUUGGCAAGGGAAGAACUGUGAUCAAAAAAUCAACUACUGCACAAGAAAUCCUUGUCUGCAUGGUACCUGUUCGAAUGGCGCUUCAAGCUAUGUGUGUCAGUGCUCUGUCGGUUGGGAAGGAACGAAUUGUGAUCAAGAAAUCAACUACUGCACAAGAAAUCCUUGUCUGCAUGGUACCUGUUCGAAUGGCGCUUCCAACUAUGUGUGUCAGUGCUCUGUCGGUUGGCAAGGAACGAAUUGUGAUCAAGAUCAAGACUCGUUGAUACAUGGCGCCGGAAGAGAGUACGGGAUAGUUGCAGUCAGUCAACAUAUGCCUUUCAACACGACAAGUCAGGAUAGAACUUUGAUAAUAACCGGAGUCAGACUGUUCUGUGAUGUGCACCUUUUCGCCAUUCAGAUGCAGUACAAUAAGGCAUGGGGACAAAGGUACGGGGCAAAUCUAAACUGCCGUCAACCACCUGCUAUCACCCAGACUCUUACCUACGAGUUUGAUUCAACGGAGUGGUUAAAAGGAGCUGAUGUAAGCGUCAUUAAUGGCUAUCCGUUUGCGCUCACACUGCAUACGAAUAAACGACAGCUACCAACGUGUGCCGUCCACAGCACCAAACCAUACAGCGAGAGGGGCGACAGAUUGGUGGGGAUUGCGGGCUGGUAUACUUGUUGGUUGACCAGGCUUCAGUUUAUCUGGUCUACAUAAUGUCCGAUACAACUUCAUGAUAUUUGUUAAAUGUAGUUCAAUGCGCAUACAUUCGUAUGCUCUUAUUAUGAGAAUAUUGAACUGUUACAUGUAUCAUUGAAUUUAGUUCAUUAUAUUAAAUAUGAACAUUAAAA
This is a messenger RNA of Dreissena polymorpha, 2172 nucleotides long. Its product is annotated as protein jagged-1-like. Gene Ontology annotation, molecular function: calcium ion binding. The record is from RefSeq and is a predicted model, not a curated record. Gene Ontology annotation, cellular component: protein-containing complex; plasma membrane. Gene Ontology annotation, biological process: establishment or maintenance of epithelial cell apical/basal polarity; heterophilic cell-cell adhesion. Lineage: Eukaryota; Metazoa; Mollusca; Bivalvia; Myida; Dreissenidae. Bases 98 to 2038 code for a protein of 646 amino acids. The transcript has 19 exons.